Dentiscutata erythropus is the source of this 212-nucleotide messenger RNA. The record is from the annotation of a GenBank genome assembly. Lineage: Eukaryota; Fungi; Glomeromycota; Glomeromycetes; Diversisporales; Gigasporaceae.
AUGGCAUCAAAAAUGACAAACUUGCUAAAGAACCAACUAAAAAAUGAUGAGCAAAAUUUACUAGGAGGUCUACAUAAAUAUGAAGAAUUUAAGAAACAGAAUACGCAAAGACACCAAAAUAUGAAAAACUUAAAGAAAAAAAAAUCUACAAAACUACCAAAAAAAUCACCAAAAAUGACAAAAAAACUUGCUAAAGAACCAGCCAAAAAAUG